GCUCCGUUACUCCAGCAAUGACACAAGCACCAAUCUCUGAAGACUCCUGAAGCACUGAGCAGUCAAACGGGAAUUGCUGUUUAUUAUCGAGGCAUUUAUCCGCGCUGUGGAGGUUUAUAACUGUGUAAAAGUGUGACAUUUGGACAUUAUGGUGCGGUACUUUAUUCUAACGGCUCUUCUGCCUCUAGUCGCUACAACAACCCUGAUACCAAAUAGCGAUUUCUCAGAUAAACAGAGCAUAGUGCGGACGUUUUCUGGAUUUUUCCGGACGGUCACGGACGAGCCGUUUGACUAUCUGGAUGUGCAGGAGGGCAGCGGCUCAGGCUUCAGCCAAGAGCGCGAGAGAGAGCAGCGCCACCCUGCGGGCAAAAGGCUCUAUCACAUCUCCAAAGAGGCCUCUCAGUUCCUCACGAGCCCUUUGGUGACCGUUUUCAUCCCCACCAUCUACACGCUCAUCUUCCUCAUCAGUGUUCCUCUAAACGUGCUCGCGCUGUUCAUGUUUAUCCGCCGCGUGCACCCCAAGAAGCCGGCUGCGAUUUACAUGCUGAACUUGGCCUGCGCAGACCUGCUUUUCGUUUUGCUCUUGCCCUUUCGUAUCGCCUAUCAUUACAACGGAAACCACUGGAUCUACGGCUCUGCCAUGUGCCGCGUGGUGACUGCCGCCUUCUACUGCAACAUGUACUGCUCAGUGCUGCUGAUCACGUGCAUCGCCGUGGACCGCUUCCUGGCCGUGGUCUACCCGAUAGACUCGCUCAUGUGGCGCAGCCCCAGAAACGCUUCGGCCGCAUGCGCCGCCAUGUGGCUUCUCUCCAUCGGUGGGGUCACGCCACUGCUCGUGUCCGAGCACACCGUGCACGUGUCCGAAUUGGACAUCACCACGUGUCACGACGUGAUGGACAUCGAACACCUCCGCGGCUACUACCUUUACUUCUUUCCCAUCUUCAGCUCGCUGUUCUUCUUCAUCCCGUUUCUCUUCACCACAGUGUGUUACAUUGGCGUCAUUCAAACGCUGUGCGCGCUUGGCGGGGAAAACCGAGCCCGGAAGUCGCGCGCCGUCGCCAUGGCAGCCACGGUGUUCGCCUUGUUCACCGCGUGCUUCGCGCCCACCAACAUCAUCCUGCUCACGCACUACGUGCGCUUCGCCCGCACGCACGACGACGCUUCAUACGCUGCUUACCUGGUGGCCACGUGCGUGGGAAGCCUGAGCUGCUGCCUCGAUCCGCUCAUUUAUUAUUUCGGCUCGUCGCGCUGUCAGAAGCAGGUCCUGGCAUUCUUCAAGCGUCGCUCUGCACUGGAGCGCUCUCAGCUCAGCAGCUCCAGCGGCAGCACCACAUCCAGCAAGCUGGAGACUUUCAAAAGCAACUUAAGCAGCCAGUACAGUAAACUGGUUGCGUGAGCAAACCGCACAUGACUCUACAAAAAAGUACUUCAUCAGGAUUGGGAUUGAUUGCACUCGUAGCACAUGCGCCUUAUACUAGCCUUAAUGACUGCGUUAUUAAAUACAUUGUUAAACCAUUAUCUUUACUGAAUAGACAAGCCUGUAAAAAUAUGAAGCUGAUCUGCAUUUAUUUAGUUACUCUACCAAGUUGCACAAGAAAUUCUGUAUGAAACUGUUUACGUACCCUAAAGAAGCAGUUUGACAUUUUCUAAGCUGUAUUCUACCUGUGCAGCAAAUUGCAACUGUAAAGAAAACACUGAUAAGCUUUCACUUUCCUCCCAACCAACCCUUAAGGGUUGUGUUUUGAUGAAAAGGAAAUAUUUGAGGAAAUGCGGUGAAUGGGGUAUCUUAAGGUAAAGGGCAUUUUUAAAAAAACGACAAACUCCAAAUGACGAUUGUAUUAUGUAAACAAAAUGUAAUGUUACAGGAAAUGUGCAAGAAAAAAAGUCAUCGAUAAUUGAAACUGCAACAGUAUACACAAUAUUUGGAAAAGAAUCUGGCCACUUUAAAAACAGGAAACAUAAGCUUUCCGUCAACAUUCCUUUCCAUGGAAUCAUCAGGGACAAUAAGAAUAAUAAAAAAAACCCAUCGCGUUUGUAGACAGCUGGCUAACACUGAUGUUUCCUAAAAAAGCAGCAAAUCCCCACUGAUUUGUUCCUUUCAUAUCAGAAGAAAUUCUCCACAUUCCCUAUAAACCUUAACAAAAUGACUCAUAAAGAUAUCAUCACGCAAUAACAAGACAUGCAUCAAGACAGACAGACAAAUAGCAUGAGAGAUGAAGCAGAAAUCCUGCAGAAACAUUUGGAUUGUUCUUUUCCACAUGUGGGCUACAGAGUGACAGAUUAAAACAAGCCUGCUUGUGGUUUGUUCAGACUGGCUGUGCUCGACCAGGGAAAUGUUUGCAUGUUACACUCCAGCACUUCCAUGAGGAACAUCCGCGAUGAGAAUCCAAGUGCGUUUGUUUCUUCAUUGCUUCAAUGUAUUCAGUCUCACACGCUCAUCGUCAUGUUGGGAGAGUACUGCAGAUAAACAGAAACCUCUCUCAUAUACAGUAUAAAAAAAUGGCACAGGCAAUAAAAGUAUUAAAUAAGCACCUGUAAUCUAUAGCGCAGCUUUAAUAGAAGCCAUGUACCUCUGACAGGCUAUGCCCAUGCACACUGUAAUAUUAUUUGUAAAAGAAUAACAUCACUUUAUGUUAAAUAAUUGUGUUACAAACUAUUUCUUCUCACACGUGAGUACUAAAUUGUCCAAGAAAUCAAUCAACUUGCAUAUUACUAUUUUAAUGAACCUGUAAUAUUUCAUUCAUAAUGAAAUUCUGAGUUGACUUUUUAGUUUAUACUGCUUUCAUCAACACAAUGGUACAUUUGUCAAUUUUCACUUUGGUUAAUGGUUUCCUGCAUUAUCCACAAUGACAUUUGACUACCUUGUAAUACCUAAAGAGAGCGAUGCAGCAGAGCUUUACUCCUUUAAUCUGUCGAUCUCCUCAUCUGUACACUCUGCUCAAACAGAUCAGGCUCCAAAGUGUGCAUGCUGAUACCACUAACCUCUUUUGGGAAUAAUGAAAAUACAGCACCAACCAACAAAAUGGCACCAGAAUCACUAAACACAUCACAAAUAUUUCAGCGUAAAUAUUUCAUGUGUUUCGGGGUGUCAUUUUUCUUUUUCUCCAAUCGUAAGAGGAUAACUUUUACUUUUACUAAUAACUUUUUUUCUCUAAUAAUGUGGUCAAAUCUAGCUAGCGGGUUUGUGGCUGAGAAGUGAAUAAAGUGUACCUAUCACAGCUUAACCUUAACUUUGUCAAGAACAGAAAUUUAUCUGCACAAAAUGACUGAGAAUUAAUUUUUCAAAUCUGUAUAGAAAUGGCUCUGUAAGCCUGAUGCAUGUAUAUGAUGUUUAAAAGUGAAUUAUCUAGCCAUUUCAUUUAGCUGCAGUCCACACUAAUUAAAUAAAUACGUUAACUUGCAUAAA
Messenger RNA from Ictalurus punctatus (channel catfish), 3406 nucleotides. It is a transcript of the gene f2r, whose product is annotated as coagulation factor II (thrombin) receptor. NCBI's taxonomy places the organism in Eukaryota, Metazoa, Chordata, Actinopteri, Siluriformes, Ictaluridae. The coding region runs from base 149 to 1396 and encodes 415 amino acids. The transcript has 2 exons. Gene Ontology annotation, molecular function: thrombin-activated receptor activity. Gene Ontology annotation, biological process: thrombin-activated receptor signaling pathway; phospholipase C-activating G protein-coupled receptor signaling pathway; positive regulation of blood coagulation. Gene Ontology annotation, cellular component: membrane. The record is from RefSeq and is a predicted model, not a curated record.